GGGCAAGCGGGAGAAGCGAGUGGUUCGCGAGUGGUUCGCGAGUGAUUCGCGAGGUGCGCGGGGGUGGGACGGGCCGUCAGAUGCCGGCCACGCGUGCCCCCGAGGAGGGCGAGUCGUCCGGGGGGAGGAAGUGCGGCUGCCGCCGCGGCGAGACGCCGGCCGGGAGCGGUCGAUGCCCGUAGAGGAACGCGCGGCGCCGCGAACCUCGUGCUCGCCCCUGAGUGGGUGAGACCGCGCCGGAGCGUCGCCGGGAGGGAUAUGCUCCCGCCCGCUGCCAUGCACCUGGAGCAGAGGAUGAGUACCGGCGCGCCCCACCCGGAGCCCCGGCGGACGGCCGCGUCUUCCCGCGAGCCCCACCUGCCCCAUCGGCCGGCCGUCCUUUCCCCAGCGAGAGAACGUUUCCCCUCGUCGAGCAGCACCGACGAUGAUCAGAGCGGCUCGGACGUGGAGCACGAGUCCUCGGCGAUCCGGGGCAAGACUCACCCCGGAAUCCUCCACCACUCCGGCACGCACUCGGUCCGCAAACGACGGGGGAAUCUGCCCAAGCACUCGGUCAAGAUCCUCAAGAGGUGGUUGUACGAGCACAGGUAUAAUGCCUACCCCAGCGACAGCGAGAAACUCACGUUGAGCCAGGAGGCGAAUCUCACGGUGCUGCAGGUUUGCAACUGGUUCAUCAACGCUCGGCGACGCAUUCUGCCGGAGAUGAUUCGUCGCGAAGGGCACGACCCUCUUCAGUACACGAUAUCCCGUCGGGGGAAGAAGAUGCCGGGCGGGAAUCACCAGCAGGCCUCGGGCCUCAGUCCCAGGUCCAGCCAGAACUGGGACCCGCUCGCCGGCAUGAGCGCCCCCAAGCGCAGCAGGGACCACGACUACGAGGACUCCGUGGGACUCAUGUACAGGAGCGAGGAGGACAGCCCGAACGAUUACGAGAGCAGUUCGCACAGCGAGGAGGAGCGUCCCUCGACCCAGUGGCCCAGCGUCAUCGUCUACCCCUACUCGGAAACCAAAGUCGAGCAGACCAAUCAGCCGAGCUACGGGGACCCGCUCGCUCAUCCUGCUCGCCGAGGGGAAGAGGGAGACGAGUCGUCGACGGUGAGCGAGGCGGCGUAUUGGAGCGCACCCAGGCAGCACCUGACGACGACGACGACGCCGGAUGUGCAGCACGAGACCGAGGUAUACAGCACGCACAACGCGCACAGCCCGCACAACGACGAGACCCCGCCGCCCACUCCUCCGGAAGAGGACAAAGACAAGUUCAAGUGCCUCUAUCUGCUCGUCGAGGCCGCGGUCGCCGUUCGGCAACAGGAGAAAGAGCGCGAGGGGACCGUGGUCUAACGCGAACCUCGCUCCUCGUUCCCUUGCUUUCUCUUCUUCGUUCCUCGCGCGGGACCCAGGGCGGAACUCGCGGGAUUCCGCGGCAAAAGGAGUGACCGACGGCGUCGACGAGCACCGAGUGGGGAAGACGCGCGUGGGGCCGGGGGCCGAGUUCACAUUCGAGGUUGGGCCUGUCAAGGUUGCGCGGAGCGUUUGGGAUGGAGAACGCGACCUGCGUUUUACGGCCAACCUCGCCUCGAUACCCGCGGCCUGUGGAAACGAGGACACGGUGGCGUUUCUUCCUGAUUUUGGAUCGGGACUCGCGUCGAUCGCCCUCGCGCUUCGAUCGUUCGAGUCGCCAUCGCCGUUUCCGGUGACAACCUCCCAGCCUGUCGGCAGCGGGGUUGGCCUUGGUCGAUCGUUAUCCUUAAUAAGUCUUCGAGGUUCGAUGUAGCGUCUACGUAAGCUCCGGGUUAAGUCGAGUAGAAACGGAGUCGCGUUCACGACUGGAAAAAACAUUCUUCCAAGCGUGUGCGCUCGUCGGUCACUGGGUACGUUUUGGCUUUUCGGUGCCGAGAGCGGCAAGUAACAACGUCCGAUUACUAGAGAGGCGAUAACGAGCCGUAAAAAUGAUAUUAUGCGCGGCCUUAUUUUUCCAACGUCAGGGAAUGAACGUGACGCCGAAGGCACGUAUAAUACCGUGUUUCUUGUUUGCCGAACGUGUAAAGAAACGGCAAUCCCUUAACACGUUGACUGCCGCGUCACCCAUAUUCGGGUGACAUAGCAGUCGAAUAAAAUGCGCGUGGCAGUCAAAGUGUUAAGGACCGUUUCGAAUAGACAGUGACAGUGGUUGAUCGUUGAUACUUGGUUUACGGUUCGGCGAGAUAUUUUCGGGACGGUUGUUCUAGGAUUUUCUACAAAAGCGACCCCUCGGGUGUAAAUCGGAUGAUCGUACGCUGUGCAAACGGCGGUUUCGCAACAUGCGUGCGAUCGAAAUGUGCCUUCUGGAUUGUCAAUUAUGUGUGGACACGCGCGAUGCAAACGGGAUCUUGACUAGUACGCGGAAUUUCGUCAUUUCCAUUUAAGCCAGGUCGCAGAUUGUCAUUUAAACGACGAGCAUUCCUCCCGUCCUCUCCGGGUCAUAAAACGCGGCUCCGUUACGAUCCCUUCCGUACAUCAGUCUAGGAAUAUUUGGAAAAAGAAGCGAAACAAAAGUCUAGAAUUUGGGUAAAACAUUACUCGCAGCGUGCACUGUGCCAGAUAUUCGAUUAAUUUGGUAUUUUUCACUUUACGCGUGGGACAUCCCUCGAGGCGAAAUCUAAUGACCGAUAGUGACUUUGUACGAGCGAAAUUGAAAUCGGAAGUUCAAGUCGACCCUUAAACGUGACAACGAUAAUUUUUUUUCUAGUCGAAACCAUUUGCACCCCUUCUCGCGAGUUAUCUGGAAUAUCGACCUCGGUUGACUUUCGAGAAAGACCGUUCAUGGUUCUCACGUCUUGCGCCUUUCGUGAAGCGUCACGACCAUACCAGGCAAGCUUGUGUAAGAUCGACAGUUGACGAUACUCCGAUUGAUUUUCUGUUUCGAGACGUUGAACUUGGGACCGUACGCCAUGAAUCCAAUUCGAAUCAGUGAUAACUUUUUGCGAUUCAGUGAGCCGUUCGCGGGUUUUUGCCGAUUAUUUCAAGUAGCACAUUCGCGCACCGAGAGUUCGUUUCGAUGUUCGCUAGAGCAGAGAAGGUAAAAGUUUUGGUGCCUCGUUCUUGAUAAGAAAUACGAAUCCAAUUAUUUUCAAUUAUUUUUAAUUAAUCAUUUAUUUUUGUAUUUUACCCGAGAUCGCGCUAAUUCAUUCCCUGUCUUUGUUUUUGUAUUUGUGCCCUGUGAAUGCUUGUACAGUAAGCGCAGACUUUGAAGAUCGAUACGUAAUCGACGAAGGCACGCUAAAUCGCGUUAGUUAAUCUACGCGAUUUCAGCGAUGUCGAGGGUUUGCCUUAGGAUGGUAUAAAUUGGUUCAUGAUUUAUGGAAUAGUUGCUGUAUAUGUCGCUUGAUUGGUUGCAUGAUCUCACAGUGAGAGCAUUCCUUGAAUACAAAUUUGUCGAUUCUAUCCGUCAUGAGAUUUUAAGUGAAUUUUACACGUAAUUCUCCAGGGCGUUUCACCCCCCCCCCCCCCCCAUCAACCGUAUCAGUAGAUGAAAGGGAAAAAAAAAAAUCGAACGUCGCGAUCUCUUGUCCGUAAAAUUAGAGCAGCUUCGACGAGGCACUAUUCGUGAAUUGGCGCAACCACUGUCUACGUGCUUCCGUGAAAGAUUUUAAGCUUUGCGGUCUCCUCGUUGUCGCGAGAAUAUGUUAACCAAAUUUUUGCUUUAAUUCUCUUUCCCUCCUUGCUAGCGCGUUAAUUAAGUAUGCGUUCCUCUUAUGAACGCAAUUUUUGGAAACAUGCCUCGAGAAGCGUGACGACGCGUUCGCCUCAAGGGGGGAAGGGAGACGGGGUCCGCCGCGAAGGCGUCGCUCCAUGAUGACCAUCUCUGGCGUAUCGAUUCCCGAGGAGAAUGAUCGACCGUUGCCCUUGAAGUGCCCGAAAACUAUCACGGAAUGUCCAAGUGUAUACAUACAGCAGUUCAAUACCGAAACGGUUGGCUCGCCCGCACCCGAUACAGUUGGUUAACAGUAAUACGGCACAUGACGUUUAAUUACGUUUCUUAAUCGACGGUGCACUUCAGUGGCCUGUACCUGCCGUUAUACAGUGCUUAGUUGUCGUCGUCAUCGUCAUCGUCCACUGGCAUGACCGCGACGACGAUCGCAAUGAAAAUUGCACAUCUAGAGAUAUCGUUGUAGAAUCGACUAUACCGUCGAGUAUUCCACGUGCUUUAGUUUCCACGGCAUUCGAUGCAACGCGGAACGAACCUCCCAACGGGCGUCGAUACAUUACGGAUAGUUCGUUGUCGUUAUCAUUUUACAUUUUGAGGAGUAAUACGCGCGUUUUCCGGCUUCUCGGCAUUUUGAUUAGUUCGUUGUUAUUCGGGUCUCGUUUACGAAUGAAAGUUAAGAACCGAGACAAAGAAAGGGGUAGCAAGAGGGAGAAAAGGAACGGGAAAGAAAAGAUGAGGACAGAAGGAAGAUGGUAGUGAAAUAAGAUUCUGUUAUCCUUAACGUGUACAUACAUCGUGAAAAAAUUGGUACAAACACCAAAGACUUACUUGAGUAUCACAUACAUACAUACAUGAAAUUAUUAAUGAAAUCGCGCAGGUUCUUUCGGGCAGACGUUGACAGAGCAUAAGAGUGAGAGGUUCGGGUAUGCGAAAUAGAUCGCUGCUACCGAGAGUGCAUGCAUGAUGGUAUACACACGUACGAUUGCUUUUAUUACAGACGUUUGUUUUCCAUUUCUAUAUGUAAUAUUGAACCACUCAAGCCUGAGUAUGAGUACGUAGGUAACGUGCGUUCAUUUAGCAUACCGCAAGCGAAAUAUCGACCUGAGGUAUAGAAAGUAGCUAAAGGCAAAGCAAAGUUGUUGAAUGUACAAAUUACUAUUCGAGUUUAUUUUAGUAUACACUGUUGUCAAGGUCGGUAGGUUUAGCUUGGUAAUAUGUAAGCUAAUAGAUUUUUACUAGACUAUAUAUGAGAGUUUUCCCAGUGGUCGGUUACCCUCCGGGGCGAUUUCCGGAAUGCGCGUUUGUCUGCUCGGUUUUUACUCUUCGAUGUCGAGACGGGCCGUGGUCUUGCAAAUUUAAAGCUAGUUCGACGACAAGAUUUGUCUCACUCCGGAAGCCGUUGCGCGAUACCGGAUCACCGUCCACUCCCUCCCAAGAACCCGUGUAAAUAUCCCUUGUUUUCAAGGAGGACAUCGAAGCUCGACAUCCGAAGGAAAGAAAGAUCGAGUCAAGGAAUCGCGGUCUCGUUUGCGUCACGCAACGAUUAUUUGAAUCGACAGUGUGCAUUUUUCAGGUUUCCUCUUUAGUACGUGUCUUUCCGGACACUGUUUAUUUUCCUCCCCGAAUCGUAAUCAUUUAUUUUUCUUCCCUUCGACACGAUGUCGCCAUCGCGCGCGCGCGCGCGCGAGAGAGAGAAAGAGAGAGAGAGAGAGAGUAAUUAGAGUAUUUUCAUAAUGCUUGCUGCGAUGCCGGAUUCGUUGCUGGUACAUUUAGGCUGUUGAUAUAUUGUUGGCAAGGUGCGAGUUUAAAUUGCGAAAUAACGUUGUUAACUAUUGGUAAUCGUUAGGCGGAAAAGGGGAGAAGAGAAUAGCUCGAGAAUCGGGCGGUCCGUUUGUCGGUCGGAUGCCGGAACGGCGGCGACCAAAUCUCCGCAGAUUUGCCUUUACCCAAAGAUGGAAAGUUCGCCAGAACGGCCCAGCUCGAGCAAGGGCGAAUUCCGUAAUUCGGCUAGAGAAGGCGUACGACGAAAAGGAGAGGUUCGAGUCUCCCUUCGAUUAACCAGUGCUCACUGCCGUAUAGUACCCCGACGUGUCUUAGAGUCGAGGGCCUCCGCCGUCCCUCGUCCUCGGGACGUCGCUCCCGGAGAACGACGGGAAGUCGGACGUUCGUGGAGGAAAAGGAAAGAGAUAUAUUAAAAGAUAUAUGUACACGAUGCGCGCGUAUAUGCACCAGGUGCCUCAUAUCGGCCCCGGCUCUUCUCGGUCCCUUCCCGAUCAAUCGUUCGUCACUCUCCUCCGUUCUAUCAUACGUAAGUCGAGCAUGGCCUUUAGCGGCGACUUCGGUAUCCAUUUGUACAUUACUUUCUCCUUCCUGGGCCAACGAAGUCGCAACUACGUAAUCGAUAAUUAGUCGACUUAAGUCAACCAAGAGAGGGAGAGCGGAAGAGCGAGUGACAGAGCGACUUACGCAGCAGGAGGCAUCCCGUGUUUUAGAGUUCCUAAGUCCCCUCUCCGUGCGGAAUGGCUGCAAAGCUCCGAGUCGUGGAUAUUUACCAAGAACGAACCCGCCCGUCGGGUGGGGAGUCCGUAUAUGUACACGUACGUCUAUAAGUUAGAUUCGCGGCGUAAUAGGGAUUAAGUAGGCGCGGGGGACGACGUUCGCGUAAGACAAAACCUUUAAGUGUAGGUCCGUUUAAGUCGACACGGAUGGGUGCCUUCUCUUUGGAGGUCCUGCAAAGGACGCCUUUAGUACGUACGUAACCCGCCGAAAGAAAAGACGGACGAUCCGCGUUCGCUUCGACGGUCUUUCACGUGGAUUUCGUUACUCUCGACGGCCACGAUCGGCAAAUCGCGGACUGUCCGCCCUUUCGAAAGAGAGCCUGUCGUGUUAAGUGUUUUUCGUUUCCUCCAGAUUUUAUUCUGUUUCUAAGCUACGGAAAGCGGGAAAAAGUGAGAGGGAGAGAGAGAGAGAGAGAAGCGCAGCCGAAUAUUGGAACCGAGGAGAUCUUCCCUGAGAAAGAGAGCCGCAGGAAAAGCGAGCAAACCAGUAGGCAACCGGUCGAAGCGACUCAGUGCUAUUUUUAUUUUCUAUCGUAUUAUAUCAGUUUUACGUUUAUUUUGUAACCGAACGCGCAGCGACAGGCUGAAACUCGAGCGCGCGCAAGUUUUUCGACACUAAGAAAUGAAGUUAAACGUCGACGAGUUUCGGUACCAGCCGGGCCGUAAUCGUUUUCCGUUUGUUCGUUAGGGCGCCAACGUUGGCGACGUUCGUUCCUCGCAUUUUUCUCUCGUUGCGCGGGACGGUUUUUCGCAUCGGCGCGAAAUGGUUGAUCGCGACGAUCCCGGACAGCGGAUAUUUCAUGUAUCACGAGGCGAGAAACAACGGGACUUCCGUAUAUCACGGAACCGACGUUAACGAGCGCAUUUAUACUUCUCGUCGCGCGUAAUUGACGGUCACCGAUCGCGACCAGCCCUUGAGAACCGACUACUUUUCGCGCCGGCCGAGUGCCGAUCGUCUCGAAGGGGACAUCCUCGGGUCGCGAAACUGCCGUCUCCGACGAGAUUCCUUUCCUCCGGAGGUUCUCGAGAUGCGUUCAUGCCGGAGGACGCGUCCUUUGACAAUAAGGGGAGAAAAAAAGGAAUAUUAUCUAAGCUUAAGUAAGUUUUAAGUCGAGUCGAGUCGCGGGUGAUUACGUUCAGGUGCCAUACGGAGGAGCCGGGCCUACCGACGACCCGUUAACGAUUAACGAUAACGAUUAACUAGAGUUAAGCUCCGCACUCUGCUCAACCGACGCGCCUCGCGUUCCACCGAUUUCGUACAUCGCGAGGACCCGUUAACGCCCUCGAACGAUACACGGGCACGGACACACGGACGCGAACACCUUCUUUUCCGUUUAGUUGCCGUUCUCCAUUUGUACAUGAUUCGUCGUAAGCAUCUCGCACGCGUCCCUCCCGGGCCCUGGCCGCGGUCUCGCGGCUCGGUUACUCGGUCGUUGGCAUUCCUUCAAAACCAUCUCACGGCAUCGCAGCCUCGACGACUGCUGCCGAUUUCGGAACGGCGAUCGGGCUUCAGGGGACACGGAGGUGCUCGAAGGGAUCGCGUCGCGAACUCCUGGGCGCCCUCGACCCCGCCGAAGUCGUCGCCCCGAGGAACGCGUGCGGGUCCUCGAUCUAACUUAGGAUUAGUGGUACUGUAUUAAACUAUUAUUCGAUUCGCAGACCUACAAUAAAGCAUGUUGUGAAUUUUAA
Orussus abietinus is the source of this 7929-nucleotide messenger RNA. Its product is annotated as homeobox protein AKR. The coding region runs from base 259 to 1335 and encodes 358 amino acids. The transcript is spliced from 5 exons. Gene Ontology annotation, molecular function: DNA-binding transcription factor activity, RNA polymerase II-specific; RNA polymerase II cis-regulatory region sequence-specific DNA binding. The record is from RefSeq and is a predicted model, not a curated record. NCBI's taxonomy places the organism in Eukaryota, Metazoa, Arthropoda, Insecta, Hymenoptera, Orussidae. Gene Ontology annotation, biological process: regulation of transcription by RNA polymerase II.